GAGCUCGGGCGGCGCCUGUGUGCGGCGGCGCGGCCCGGCUCCGGCCCCGCCGGGGCGAUGCUCCCCGGGGCGGCGGGGUGAGCCAGUGAGUCUUCACAGCGAUCCUGACCUAUGUCCCCACAGUGACUCCACCGGCCCUGGGCAUGGCGGACCCAGUGGCGGGCAUCGCAGGCUCAGCCGCCAAGAGUGUGCGACCCUUCAGAUCCAGUGAGGCCUACGUGGAAGCCAUGAAGGAAGACCUGGCCGAUUGGCUCAAUGCUUUGUACAGUCUAGGUCUACCCGGCAGUGGUGAUGGCUUCCUCACAGGGCUGGCCACAGGCACAACCCUGUGCCAACAUGCCAACGCUGUCACCGAGGCUGCCCGGGCUCUGGCUGCUGCCCGUCCAACCCGAGGUGUGGCCUUCCAGGCACACAGUGUGGCGCCUGGCUCCUUCAUGGCCCGAGACAACGUGGCCUCUUUCAUCGGCUGGUGCAGGGCUGAGCUGGGCGUACCUGAAGUGCUCAUGUUUGAGACAGAGGACCUGGUGCUGCGCAAGAACGAGAAGAGCGUGGUCCUGUGCCUGCUGGAGGUCGCCCGACGCGGGGCUCGCCUCGGCCUGCUUGCCCCGAGGCUGGUACAGUUUGAGCAGGAGAUCGAGCGGGAGCUUCGGGCUACCCCUCAGGUCUCCAGCAUCCCUGCUGCUGAAGAGGAUGUCACUGAAAUUGCUACUGCACCAGGGGCUCCCACCCGCACACCCCGCAUGACGCCCAAUGACCUUCGAAACCUUGACGAGCUGGUAAGGGAGAUCCUGGGCAGGUGCACCUGCCCAGACCAGUUUCCCAUGAUCAAGGUCUCCGAGGGGAAGUACCGAGUGGGAGACUCCAGCUUGCUCAUCUUUGUGAGGGUGCUGAGGAGCCAUGUGAUGGUGCGAGUGGGUGGCGGCUGGGACACACUGGAGCACUACCUAGACAAGCAUGACCCUUGCCGCUGCUCUUCCACUACCCACCGUCUGCCCCAGCAGAGGGCCGGGACUUUCUCCCCGCAGAGGGGAUCACCCACCCCCAGCCCCCGCCCCGGUAGCCCAGUCCCUGGGAGUGAGCGCCGCAGCUCCCGGCCUGAAGUAACCCCCAUCAGCCUGCGAAGCACAAAGGAGGGGCCUGAGACCCCACUCAGGCCCCGCGAUCAGCUGCCCCCCCUUCCCCGCUCCCGCCGCUACUCCGGGGACAGUGACUCCUCAGCCUCCUCAGCCCAGAGUGGCCCCAUGGGUUCCCGCAGCGACGAUUCAGCCACUGGCUCCCGGAGGGAGCGGCCCAGCCACCGGCCGACCUCCGGUCUUCCGGCCUCCCCGAGACGGCCGGCCGCCCCUCGCAGCCAGUCUCGAGACCGGCUGGAUCGGGGACGGCCCCACAUGGCCCCAGGAGGCCGAGGCGCUCAGCUGCCGGCCUCCAGCCCAGCACGGCGCACCCGCAGCCAGAGCCGCGACGAACAGGCGGUGCUGGUGGUGCGCAGGGACCGAGACGGCCAGCACUCGUGGGUGGCCCGGGGCAAGGGUGGUGGGGGACCAGGGGGUUCUGGAAGGAGUACCCCUCAGACUCCGCGUGCUCGCAGUCCUGCAGCACCCCGGCCUUCCAGGGGCCCCAGCCCAGGCCCAGAGCUGGCUGCCACACCCGCCAGCAUCUUCCGCACACCCCUGCAGCUUGACCCACAGCAGGAGCAGCAACUGUUCAGGCGCCUGGAAGAGGAAUUCUUGGCCAAUGCCCGCGCCUUGGAGGCUGCUGCCAGCCAUACCCCCAUGGGAUCUGCUCCUGAUCCUCCAGCUCCGGACUCCGCUUACUGCUCAUCCAGUUCCUCAUCUUCAUCACUCAGUGUCCUGGGUGGCAAAUGUGGCCAACCCGGGGAGUCUGGCCGCACAGCCAAUGGGCUGCCUGGGCCCCGCAGCCAAGCUCUGUCCAGCUCUUCCGAUGAGGGCAGCCCCUGCCUUGCUGUAGGAGGGCCACUGGAUACAGCCAGGAGCUCUUUGGCUGGCCCAGAACCCUCACUGACUUGGGCAAGGGGGCGGAUGGACACACAACCAGACCGUAAACCCUCACGCAUACCCACACCUCGGGGACCCCGCCGCCCAUCGGGACCUACAGACCUCGGGGCUUGGCAUGCCCUGCAUUCGGUCACCCCAAGGACCGAGCCAGAUUCCUCAAUGUGAUGGACCGGCUCAGCUGCACCCACACCCCAUUCCAUUUUCUUUGUGGCCUUAACCCACCCUUUGCAUCAGGGACCCCCCUUCCAUCUCUUGAGCACCAGACCUCAUGGGACCAGACCCCACGGGACCACAUGGCACAAUGGGACACCUGUUGUACAUUCCGGUUUGGGGGAUAAGCAUUGCUAUUUAAUUACUAAUAUUAUUGAAUGCCUUAGAGGAGACCGGGCCAGCCCGGUGUCCAGAGGACCUGUGGUCCAGUAAGCAGAACCUCUUGACAGUAAAGUAUUGCUCCAGCUCCUGGUUUUGGGGGACCGAGCCUUCAUUAUAUGUUGGGAUUCUAGAGUUAACUGCCUAGAGGCCAGGCCUCAAUGCUCUGACCUGCCUACUCCAGAACAAGAAACCCUUAAAUUGUGCACUUAC
Messenger RNA from Arvicanthis niloticus (Nile rat), 2597 nucleotides. NCBI's taxonomy places the organism in Eukaryota, Metazoa, Chordata, Mammalia, Rodentia, Muridae. The record is from RefSeq and is a predicted model, not a curated record.